AUGGAAGUUGAUGCCGAUUUUGGAAAGACAAAAAGAUAUUUAUAUAUGUUUGGUGCAAUGUUCGGUAGUUUGGCAAGUUAUUAUCUUAGAAACUUAUUCUACACUCGAUAUUCCAGAAUUAAAAAGGGUUGUCCUGAAGUAAUAUUCGAUAAACCAUGGAUAGGAACAUUAAUGAUGGCUAUUGGAAUGUCUCUUUCCAUUGUAAUUUAUUAUAUUCAAGUCCGUUGCGAUCCAAAAAAUCAUACAAAAAUUUCUAAAACACCUAGAUAUAUUGUUUUACUCUGUAUACUUCCAGGCUUAUUAGAUCUGUUGUAUUCUGCUUUCUAUUCUUUUUCCAUUGUUGCAAUUACAGGUUCAACAUCUAUAUCUUUAAGAUAUUUCGAUUUUCUCUUUGUUAUUAUUAUUCAAAAUGUAUUUUUAUCUACUAUUAAUUAUGCUUAUCAAUGGGUCUCAUUAGGAAUUGUUGCAAUAGGAAUAAUUCUUGUAAGUUGUAGUGUUGUAUUAGGCUCUGAAAUCAAACUACAAUUGUUACCUACUGUACUACAAGUAUUGGCACAAUUAUGCUUUUCAAUUCGAACUUUAAUUUUACAGAAAAUGCUGCAUGAAAAUGACGUUUCUAACUGGCUUUUAACAGGUAUCAGUGGAUCAUAUGAAGUAAUAAUGAUAUUAUUCGGAUUUUAUCCAAUUUCAUAUAUAUUACCUGAAAAAACUUUCUCUUCUUUGCAUGAGGACUUUUGUCUUUCAUGGAAACUGACUACUAGUUCCUUAUCAAUCAUUAUUUUGUUUAUUGUAUAUAUUCCUAUUACAUGUUUAUAUAAUUCAUCAGUUGUUGGUACAAUUAUGACAACAAAUGGUGUCGGAUAUACCCUUGUUGAAAUGAUUAGUGGUUCUAUUGGUUGGGUUAUUGAUCUAAUCAUUUAUCACUUCUUUAAAGGAAGAUUUAUUUUGAAAUCCCAUACAAAGUUUGGUGUGAACUGGAAUUCGUAUAGUUACUUAAGGUUAAUCGGAUCACUCACAUUCUUACUUGGAGGAGUGAUAUACCUGAAGAUAAUUAAAUUUCCAUGCUUUAAAUAUCCAAGUCCGUCUGUUAGACGCAUUACAAUUGAUCAAUCAACUGGAAAUGCUUACCCAGCUGAAGUCAAACUCGAAGUAUGA
Molecule: messenger RNA, 1155 nt
Organism: Trichomonas vaginalis G3
Lineage: Eukaryota; Parabasalia; Trichomonadida; Trichomonadidae
Product: solute carrier family 35 member F6 family
Exons: 1
Coding region: 1-1155 (384 amino acids)
Cellular component (GO): membrane; intracellular membrane-bounded organelle
Source: RefSeq, a predicted model, not a curated record